UGAAAAAGAAAAUUGGAAAAAUAACCUGACCUCUGAGUCUACGACCUGGUGGCACUUUGGUCCUUCUCCGCUCUCUCUCACGCGUCUUCUUUCUCUCCCCCCUCUCUCAAUCGAGCUCACAUGAAGCAGUUUCAUUUGGGAAUCCCCUUUUUCGCCAACGAACUUGUUUGAUUCUCAAGUUCCAGCCAGCUUCCUUCUAGUGCCGCCAAGUAGGGACUAGGGAUGAGGGGUUUCAUUCACCAUUUUCAAUACUUAGCUGAAACACUCUCUUUGUAUUACCCGGAGGCAUAUCACUCCAUAUCUGCCGAAUUCAUUGCUCUUGCUUUUUGCUUAUUUCCUUGAGGAGUUUAUUGGCUUCCUCUUCUGCCAGAUCAUGCUUGCUUAAGCUCUUAAGUUGAGAUCAGUGUUUGACAAAGUCAACUUGACAUCCAUCACUCAGAAAGAAAGACAGAAGCAGAAUUGAUGUAAAUUGUCUGAUGGGGCGACCUUCCAUCUAAAUCGAAUUUGCUGCGAUCUGAUCUGGGAUAUUGUUUGCAGAAUUUACAAUGGACUCUAUUCAAAAUAAAGUUCAUUACUGUUGUGUUUCUAAGGGUAAUCACAUCCUGUACGCAUAUAAUGGUGGAGACCAAGAACUUGAGAAUGUGGCAACCUUGUGCUUGGAGAUGGCUCCUCCUUUCCACAGGUGGUAUUUUGAGACCCUAGGUAGAAAGACUUACGGAUUUCUCAUGGAGGAAGGGCAUGCUUACUUUGCAAUUGUUGAUGAAGGUGUCGGUAACUCUCAAGUUCUUCGGUUUUUGGAGCAUGUCAGGGAUGAAUACCGAAAGCUAGCUAGAAAGGGUUCGAGGGGCAAAUUACAAAACACGAAUUCAACUCACAUUCAGGAAAAACUGGUUCCUGUCAUUCAGAAUCUGAUUACUUCAUUGGAGAGUGUCUCACAUGGCAGCAAUCGGAGGGAUCGAACUUGCUCAUCUUUUCAUGCCAACUUGUCUCCUUCACCAAGUAACUUGAAUAGACAAAUUGAAGGUGCUAGUUCAACAAAAGCUCCUCUAUUGGGAAAAUCUAGCAAGCCAGAGAAAAAGAAAAUAAAGGAUCAUGUGAUUGCUAUGAGAGAUCUUGAGUUAGAGGAGCAUAGAAAAUCCACAGACAGAGGACCAAAGGCUGAUUUAGGAAAUCUGGAUUGCAUUAGCCAAGGUGGUGCAGGUGCAUCGCCCUCUUUGCAAAAGGAUAUGGGUUCAAUGAGGAUGAGAUCAGGCCCUCAAAACAUUCGCAAGAAAUGGUGGCACCAAGUACGCAUUGUUCUAGCAAUUGAUGCAGCUGUAUGUAUAGUAUUAUUUAUCAUCUGGUUAUUUAUAUGCCGUGGCUUAUCCUGCAUUCGAUAGAGUUAAAUCUCUUGUGACGUAACUCUGUCUAAAUUAUUAUCACGUUGGAAUUGAGAUCUUCCAUGCAUGAUCUGAUCAACAACAGAGAUCAGUUUCUCUGUGGAGCAUGUUGGUGGAAGUUACAUAUUUGUCUUCUCACAGAGACGUUUUCUGCUUAUAAGGCAUGUGCUUCUUUCUGGUCACCCAUUUAUCGCCAUUUUAAUUCAAAUGUUCACUGUACAGCUUCGCCUAUUUUUAAAGUGCAUGUAUAUGAAUUUUGGAUAUUGGGAAGAAUUUAAAGUGAUUAUUAGUAAGUAUAUCUUUUUUAGGUAAUUAUUGUUUUCUAGUAUAGAGGACUACUAUUAUCAAGUACCUUUUUUGUUAAGCAAUAAACUUGCUUGAGAAUUU
Arachis duranensis is the source of this 1766-nucleotide messenger RNA. RefSeq names its product phytolongin Phyl1.1. Bases 546 to 1379 code for a protein of 277 amino acids. The record is from RefSeq and is a predicted model, not a curated record. The transcript is spliced from 3 exons. Lineage: Eukaryota; Viridiplantae; Streptophyta; Magnoliopsida; Fabales; Fabaceae. Gene Ontology annotation, cellular component: membrane.